CGCAGGUGAGCAGCUGCAGGUGCGGUAGUGAGGACAGGUUCGGAGGGGGCGUGGCUUGUACACUACCUGUAGUAGGGGGGUUCGGGUUACCUUUCCCUUUUUAGUCGCUAGUUUGGGUUUUCCUGCGGUGGACUGCAGAUGAGUCCCGUCUGCAGAAUAAUUUUGUCUUCUUUUAUCAGUUUAUUACAAGUUCAAACUUCACCUGGAUCACCGGAAGCGAUUCUGAGCAUUUGUUUCCUCAACAAGUCGGUUUUUUUUCUUCCUGAAAUGAGCCCAUCCACUCGCAGCCGCAGGUAGCGGUCACGUGAUGCCAGGAUGCCUGGAGACCCACCCGACGCGUCGCCUUUAGAGCACAUUGGUGAUGAGAGGGGUAUGGAGGGGUUUGUGGAUCGGUCCGAUUCUCCUUCACUCCGCCCUCCAUAUCCCCUGGAACUAAUUGGGGAGGAAGAACCUGAGGGAUGUGGACAACUGGAGAGGCGGUGGGUCCUUUGGCAGGAGUUUAUGACAUCACACGCCCAACUGGACGCCUGGCUACUGGUCGCUGAGCAGGCAGUCGGUGCCCCUCCCCCCACCCAUGUUGCCUACGCCACUGCCAGGGAAGAAAUCAGAAAGUUUGAGAGGCUGCGAUGCGAGGCCAGGUCUCGGCUCGUUCAGUUGGACCGUAUGACCCAGAGGAACAGAACGCUGACUCGGCUGUUUCAGGGCGCCAUGCAGGCCCGGCUUCUGGGGUCAGUUAGGGAUUGUGGGCAACGAUGGGACAACGUGAACACCAAACUGGAAUCCAUCACUGGACGAUUGAAGGUCCUUGUCUCAGAGUGGGAGGGAUUUGAAGCAGAGAGGGAGGAGCUUGCUCUCUGGUUGGCUGAGCUUGACGUCCGUCUGACCAAGGUGGAUCACCUGACAGGAAACACCUGCGAAAAGUUGAGGCACCUAGAGUCCUUCCAGCAGAGUGUGUGUGAGAACUCGCGCCGUGUGAACGUCCUGCUGCAGCGCGGCGAGGCCUUGAUCCAGAGCAGCGAAGCAACUGAUGCUCGGCAGGUGGAGGGUCGCCUGCUGGAGCUGCUGCGGAGCUGCAGCCUUGUCUACAGCAACAUCGCACAGACACACACGCGACUGCUUAGCAUGAGACUGGUGUUUGAGGAUGACUGGAUUCUGUCUCAGGCUACAGACUCUGGUUGUCCUUCAGAGACUCUAUUAGAGGAAGAGGGAGCACUUGACAUGGCCGACCUCGACCUCCCUGCUUUUCCAAACCGCCCAAAAUCUUACCCCACCUUCUCCUCAGUUCGACUUCGUCCUCCUCCUCCUCCGUCCCCUAGCUCUCCCACCCAUGAGCACCUGGGGCUGGAGUGGGACCCCUCCGUCGAUAUCGGACAUUCUGUCUCCCACGACGAAGCCGACUCCUUGUAUUUCAGUGCCAGCGCGGCUCUUUCUCACGACGAUGGUGUGAAGAGGUUGAGCUACCUCAGCUUGGUCGACUCUCUUGAUGAUGGCAAUGACAUCACCAAUCAGGAAGCAGAUCUGAGAUGGCUUGGCCAAACCCACCCCAGCGUCCCCUCGCCUGUAGCCACCCAGGGGGGCGAAAUUCGGCCAAACGGAGAACUGUGGGCGACCUCGACUCCUGACAAACUGGAUGGUGAAUCAGUUGGCUUUGACGGCAGGCGUGUGAGGGCGUGGCUCGGUGUCCAGGGCCCCGCCCCUCCAAGGAGUACAACUUCCUCUUCAAAAGCAGUUCAGACUGACGUGGAGUGUCACCACAGAGUAGCACCCAACCAGCUGGCUUUUCAUGUCAAGAACACACAACUCUUUUCUGGGCCCACUCCUUCGCCAUCACAUGACCUAAAUUCCUCCUCUCAUUGGGUGAAGCUCCAAUGCGGAUCACCGCAACAGAGCGUAAAGGCUGAAGAGGAGCAGCCCUGUUGGGAGGAAGUUGAGCGUCGUCUCUCCAAACAAAGUGUGACCCCCAGCAGCAGGCCUCCCUCUGCCCUGCCCCCCCCGGCCCCCCUCUGCCUCCUCCUGGCUGCAGCUCUGGCUCUGCUGGCCGGUCUGAUCUGGCUCAUCGUGGAGCCGGCGUAUCACUGCAGCAGCAGGGCGCCUCGGGGCUUCCACCUGGCUCUAAGGUACGUCAACGGACCCCCGCCUACAUGAAGACCACCCUGAGACCCUCAUGACCGCCGAAAAGUCAUUCAUUCUCAAAAGAAAAGGACUCCUAACAUCAUAGCAUUAGAGAUGUGGAGAGAUGAAGCCAAUAGUCGUAGCCAGAAAGCCUCUGUGCCUUGCAUUACCAAAAAUAUUUAAUGAAGCAGAAAAUAAUUGUUGUAUUAGAAGAUGGGUUGGCUUGCUUGCACAGGUUCCAAUUUCAACUGCUGUCUGUGAUAUUGUAACACUUUGUUUGAUGAUUUAUGUCCAAAUUAUGAAGAAUGUCCUACGUGAUUUCAAUCACUGGCUGCCUUGUUACACUGACAGCACUUGUAUUUAUAAUUCAUCAAGAUGUUUUGCAAAAUGACAAAAUGGAAUUAUUAUUUUUUUUUUUAAUGCAUCCAUCACCUAUUUAUACAUCACUUUUGGCCUUUUCUCAGACAAACAAAAGUGUGUAUGAACUAUGUUUUCUCUUUUUCCAGGCUGCUUUUGUUUUCAAUUAAUUGCUUGAAGACUUAAACAGUCAGCGGAAAAAUGAUCCCUUAAUGUCAAGACAAAUAUCUAUUUAUUGAAGCCAAACUGCUCAUUUGACAUUUUUCUGUACAACUUCCCCACAGAUAAUUUCACUGUGACCAAAAUAAAAGCAUGAUGAAUUAUUUCCAGCAAUAGUUUCCCCCCCUCAAAGACACAGAAGCCAUUUUGUAUUUACUAUCGCUGUGAGAUUUUGACUAAUUUAUAAAGGAAAGAAUGUGAGCAGUUCUUGAGUCCUUGAGAAGAAACUUUGACAUGUGUAAAUCCCACCAAUGUCAACAUCAGCGAACGACGAGGGCAAAUGAAGACAAUAAUGCAGAAACACACACACACACUGCAGUACACAGGGAUCACAGGCAGUGAAACACAAACAUGACGGUACACAGUUUGACUUGUUCGACGGCCGUGAUGCCGGACGCUGCUGCCUGGUGUAGCAUGUGGGGUCAGGGAGGACGGGAGAGUUUCAGGUAGCCAUUAUGUCCCAGAUGUGUGGAAAACAGCGGUUUGUGAAUUGAGCUUUGCUUUGGACAGCGAGCGCCUCCCCACCGUGAGUCUAAGCCGGUUGUCUUUUUGUCAUUUUAUCCAUGGACAUUUCUUCUUUUUAGGAUGACACGGUUGUUGAGUCGAUUCUCUUGUUUGUUGGAGCAGCUUCAUACAACUCAAAUGUCUCAGGGGAAAACGUCUGCCCAGGUUUCCUAAAAGGUUUCAUUUCAAGAGGAUGACAUUACCGUCCAAUUUUGUGUCAGUGGCUGCAGGAUGAUGAAGACGUUGUGUGUUUGGCAAAAUCAUAGAAAAGAGAACUUCUAAGUCUAGAAAGAUUGAACUUUUAGUUUGUCAUUGUUUCAGAAACCGAUAUUGCAUCAAGUCAAAUGUUUAUGCUUUUGUACAUGUAUUUCAAUAUGACCAAUAAAAGGAAAUGUAUGAAA
Molecule: messenger RNA, 3593 nt
Organism: Gasterosteus aculeatus aculeatus (three-spined stickleback)
Lineage: Eukaryota; Metazoa; Chordata; Actinopteri; Perciformes; Gasterosteidae
Product: nesprin-2
Cellular component (GO): nuclear envelope; membrane; meiotic nuclear membrane microtubule tethering complex
Source: RefSeq, a predicted model, not a curated record